AAACCGCCAAAAUUAUCUUCAAUCGGCCAAUAAGACGUCAAAAUUUUCUUUAAUUAAGCGCAAUAUCCGUUCAAAAUGGCCGACAAAACUAUGCCUAUUUUUGUUCCAUCUGAAAAGCCUGUAAAAGUAGUGAAGUGGAAAAUAAAACAAGGUUCAUUUGUAUCACAAGGUCAAAUCUUAUUUUUAUACAAUGAUUCUUCGGGCAAUAUCAAUGAAGUAAAGAAAUUCAAAGCAUUGCGCGCUGGUACUAUUUCAUCGAUCAAGGUGAAGGAGGGAGACAUAGCAGAACCUGGACUUCCCGUAGCGGAACUGGAAGAAUGUCGUCAUCCAACAGUUAUGAAAGAAAUGUGUGCGGAAUGCGGUGCCGACUUACGCACGGACGUGGGUUCCAAACGAGAAGUAGCCAUCGUGCCCAUGGUUCACUCUGUACCUGAACUUAAAGUAUCAGAGGAACUGGCACAAAAAUUAGGUCGUGAAGAUGCAGAGCGUCUUUUGAAGGAUAGGAAACUGGUGCUGCUUGUUGAUUUGGAUCAGACGCUCGUGCAUACUACCAAUGAUAACAUACCUCCCAAUUUGAAGGGUGUACUACAUUUCUUUCUGCGUUGCCCUGGUGGCCCUGGUCGUUGGUGUCACACACGAUUUCGUCCUCGUACUAAAGAAUUUCUAGAGUCUGCAUCCAAAAAUUAUGAACUUCAUGUGUGUACAUUUGGCGCCAGACAGUAUGCUCAUGCAAUUGCAGAUCUACUAGAUCCAGAGAAAAAAUAUUUUUCACAUAGAAUAUUAUCCAGGGAUGAAUGUUUUGAUCCCAGAACAAAAUCUGCUAAUUUAAAAGCAUUGUUUCCAUGUGGAGACAACAUGGUGUGCAUAAUAGACGACAGGGAAGAUGUAUGGAGACAUGCCACCAACCUUAUUCAUGUCAGGCCUUACUCAUUUUUCCAGUCAACUGGUGACAUUAAUGCACCUCCUCCACUGGUGGAUGAAAAAUCAAAAUUAAUUAGUGGUAAAAAUGGUGCACAAGUACCAGUAAUACAUCAAAUGCCUACAUUAGACCCUGAACCAGAACAAAAAGACAGUGUUGUAGAUAUAAAAGAACAAAAAGAAACAAAUGAAAAUGCUAUAGAUGGUGGUAAUGGUAAGAUACUUAGUAAAGACAAAAACAAACCCAGUGAAGAAAAAAGUGAGGGAGCUGAUGAAGAAGGUGAAAGGCUCGCUGAUGGAGCAGAGCCUCGGUGGGUGGAAACUUCAGACGGUCAAAUAGAAGUGGAAGAUCCGGAUGACUAUUUAAUAUAUUUAGAAGAUAUUCUUAAAAGAAUACAUAAACACUUCUAUGAUUUAUAUGACAAAACAGAAAACAAGCAAAUACCUGAUUUAAAAAUGGUCAUACCUGAAGUAAAAAGCAAAGUUCUAUCUGGUGUCAGCUUAGUUUUUAGUGGCCUAGUGCCCACGCACCAGAGAUUAGAAACUUCAAGGGCCUAUUUGGUAGCAAGAAGUUUAGGGGCAGAAGUUACACAAGAUUACACUGAACAUACUACACAUUUAGUAGCAGUGAGAGCAGGAACAGCAAAAGUAAAUGCUAGUAGACGUUUAGGGGAAGGGAAAGCUAGUAAGUUGCAUGUAGUGACGCCAGAAUGGUUGUGGACGUGCGCCGAGCGAUGGGAGAGGGUUGAUGAAAGAUUAUACCCUUUACAAAGAGGUGGACAGAGUAGCUCGCGGCGACCGCCGGCGCACUGUAGCAGCCCUCCGCCUGCGCCCGCGGCGCCUGCCCCCGCCGCUGCCCUACGCAAACGCACCCCCUCAGGACGCUUCAUGGACACCCUGAAUCCGCUGCUGUCCUUCUCGAGCGAUGACAUCGCUGAUAUGGACCGUGAGGUAGAAGAUAUCUUCAAUGAGUCGGACGAAAGUUCCUCAGAUGAAUCGAAACCCAUAGGAGAUGACUUAGAUGAUGAAGAGAAUCCUCCAGAAGACAGACUUAUAUCUGUCGAAACAGAAGAUAGCUCACAAGAUAGGUUACAAGAUUUGCAAGAUGCAGGUUCCAGUGAUUCAGAUACAGAUGAACCACGGUCUCGGAAAAGACCACGGCGAUCCUCUCCUCCCUCGGAUGACGAGCCACCAGAUGAAACUGAUGAUGACAGCUCCUGGAACCUCAUGGGCGCGGCACUAGAGAGAGAAUUCCUGGCACAGGACUGAUGGCGUCGACACCACAAACACAUAUGUCUACGAGAAAAUAAAAUGCUCUUUGGUGUCA
Messenger RNA from Galleria mellonella (greater wax moth), 2245 nucleotides. It is a transcript of the gene Fcp1, whose product is annotated as RNA polymerase II subunit A C-terminal domain phosphatase. The record is from RefSeq and is a predicted model, not a curated record. Gene Ontology annotation, cellular component: nucleus. NCBI's taxonomy places the organism in Eukaryota, Metazoa, Arthropoda, Insecta, Lepidoptera, Pyralidae. The coding region runs from base 76 to 2187 and encodes 703 amino acids. The transcript has 12 exons. Gene Ontology annotation, molecular function: RNA polymerase II CTD heptapeptide repeat phosphatase activity.